GGCGGCAAACUGAAUCCUUAGCUAUUUAGCUUCCACACUCAUCUCUUUCCUAUUUCAUUUUGUUGAACCAGAGGUAGCAUCUGCGAGCAAUGGCGUCCUGGAAUUCUACUGGAAUUGAUGAAGAUCAGCAGGUUUUAGUGGAAGAGAAGCGGUUUGCGAGGAUAUUGACUUUAAACAGACCUAAGCAGUUAAAUGCUAUCUCAUUCACAAUGGUUUCUCGGCUAUUGGAACUCUUUUCUUCCUAUGAGACAGAUCCCUGUGUGAAACUUGUGGUUGUCAAGGGUAAAGGAAGAGCAUUUUGUGCUGGGGGUGAUGUAUCGGCUGUGGCUCAUGCCAUUAAAGAGAGUGAAUGGAGGAAAGGUGCUCACUUCUUCCGGAAACAAUACACCUUAAAUUAUUUGUUGGCAACUUCCAGUAAGCCACAGGUUUCUCUUCUGAAUGGUAUUGUCAUGGGAGGAGGAGCUGGUGUUUCAAUACAUGGUAGAUUCCGUGUUGCAACAGAGAAAUCGAUUUUUGCAAUGCCCGAAACUUCUUUAGGACACUUCCCAGAUGUUGGUGCUUCUUAUUACUUGCCUAGACUCCGGGGAUUUUUUGGCGAAUAUGUUGGCCUAACAGGCGCCAGGUUGGAUGCUGCUGAAAUGCUUGCAUGUGGCCUUGCUACUCACUUUGUCCCUUCAGAGAGAUUAACGCAAUUAGAGGAAGCGCUAUGCAGAGCAGAUACAAGUCAACCAAGCAUCAUCUCUGCAAUAAUUGAUAAAUUCUCCCAGACACCAAUUCUUCACGAGCAAAGUGCUUAUAACCGGUUGGAUGUUAUUGAUAAGUGCUUCUCCCGAAGAACAGUAGAAGACAUUUUGGCUGCUCUUGAAGAGGAGGCCCUGAAAAAGAAAGAUAAUUGGAUAAAUUCAACAAUUCGAGACUUGAAGAAGGCAUCACCAACAAGUCUUAAAAUCUCUUUGAGAUCGAUAAGAAAAGGCAGACUUCAAGAUGCUGGUCAGUGUCUCAUUCGUGAGUAUAGAAUGGCUUGUCAUGUCAUGCGAGGGGAAGUCAGCGAAGAUUUCAUUGAGGGUUGUAGAGCUUUACUGUUGGAUAAAGAUCGGAACCCAAAGUGGGAACCCUCAAAGCUGGGGCUUGUCACUGAUGCAAUGGUUGAGAGGUACUUCUCUAGGAUUGAAGACGAAGAGUGGGAAGACCUAAAGCUCCCUGCAAGACUCAACUUGUCUGCUUCAGCCACUUCAAAGCUCUAGUUACCAUGAGUUUGCAACUUACUCAGUUAAUAUAUAUUAGUACUUUGCUAGUUGUUUAUGUCUAUACAUGGUGGUGGGUAAGACUGUUGGAAAUAAGCCUUCCUCAAUGAGGAAUCAAUAGUUGAUUUAAUGUAUUCUAAAAUCAAUGAACAUACGUAAAAUAAUGUAUUCAUAAUAAAAUUUCAAUUUUACA
Cucurbita maxima (winter squash) is the source of this 1437-nucleotide messenger RNA. Its product is annotated as 3-hydroxyisobutyryl-CoA hydrolase 1-like. Bases 90 to 1244 code for a protein of 384 amino acids. The record is from RefSeq and is a predicted model, not a curated record. Gene Ontology annotation, biological process: L-valine catabolic process. The transcript has 14 exons. Lineage: Eukaryota; Viridiplantae; Streptophyta; Magnoliopsida; Cucurbitales; Cucurbitaceae. Gene Ontology annotation, molecular function: 3-hydroxyisobutyryl-CoA hydrolase activity.